This is a messenger RNA of Vanessa tameamea, 2296 nucleotides long. It is a transcript of the gene Fmo-1, whose product is annotated as senecionine N-oxygenase. The coding region runs from base 154 to 1446 and encodes 430 amino acids. The record is from RefSeq and is a predicted model, not a curated record. Gene Ontology annotation, molecular function: NADP binding; flavin adenine dinucleotide binding; N,N-dimethylaniline monooxygenase activity. NCBI's taxonomy places the organism in Eukaryota, Metazoa, Arthropoda, Insecta, Lepidoptera, Nymphalidae. The transcript has 8 exons.
ACCCCGACCGAUCAUUUACCGCCAGAACGUCACAACGUCAACAAAACGAGUUCACUUCCUAGUUCCUGCUGGUGCCCUAUUCCCUAGUAAUAAAACAAUAAAGUGCAGUGCAGUGGAUUUUUUUUUAUUUUAUCGGAUCAAUUAUAUAAAACGAUGCGCGUGUGUAUAGUCGGAGCUGGUGCGGCUGGACUUUGCGCUGCACGUCACCUCCUCAUCGAGCCAUGCGUGACAGAGCUCGAUGUGCUCGAACAGUCCUCUCAGUUGGGCGGCACCUGGGUGUACACGGAAACCGUGGGAUAUGAUGACUUUGGUCUUCCAAUACACACCAGCAUGUAUAAAAGUCUCAGAACAAAUCUUCCCAAAGAAAUAAUGGGUUUCCCAGACUUUCCGAUCCCCGAAAGCGAGAGGUCAUAUUUGCCGGCCAAGGAUAUGCUUGCAUUUUUACAACUUUACGCUGAAAAACACGGUGUAUCGGAACACGUUAAAUUCAAACACCAUGUACAGCUAAUAAUACCAAAGCAAGGCGCCACUGCGGAGUUAUGGGAUGUAACGUAUAAGGAUCUCAUGACUGGUGUGACGACAACAAAAGAGUACGAUUACGUGUUCGUGUGCAACGGACACUAUAAUACGCCUUUCAUACCAAAUAUACCAGGACUUAAGGAAUUCGAAGGUGAUGUCAUGCACAGUCACGACUACAGAGUGCCAGAUAUAUUCAAAGGAAAGCAAGUUCUGGUGAUCGGAGCCGGCCCAUCCGGCAUGGACAUCGCACUGGAGAUCACGAGCAUGACGGAAAAAGUGAUCCUCAGCCAUCACCUCAAAGAGCAGCCGCGGUCCGUGUUCCCAAGUAACCUCACACAGAAACCAGACGUUGAGAAGCUUGAAGGACGCACUGCGUACUUCAAGGAUGGAAGUCAAGAGGAAAUCGAUGUUGUCUUUCUAUCCACUGGAUACCUUUACAACUUUCCGUUUCUACACGAGUCGUGCAACAUCGUAGUAGAAGAUAAUUGCGUCGAGCCGCUGUACAAGCACCUCGUUAAUAUACAACAUCCCACGAUGUGCUUCAUCGGUGUCCCCUACUACGUGUGCGCCUUCUCAAUGUUUGAUUUGCAGGUGCGGUAUUACGUGCGGUCGAUGAAUGGUACAUUCAAGCUGCCAUCCCGACAGGAGAUGACGCGCCAUUGGGAACAAGAGAAGUCUGAACGAGCUUCCCGUGGGUACACGCGCCGACAAGCGCACAUGAUGGGACCCGAUCAGGAAAAGUACUACGCUUCACUCGCUACAGAAGCCGGCACGGAGAGCAUACCGUCAGUGAUAACGAAGAUAAGGGAAGAGAGUUCACUGCGCUUCCUCCACAACCUACAGAACUACCGACAAGACGUCUACAAGAUUAUAGAUGACGACACGUACGAAAUUAUAAGUAAUGGUAAACGGGAAAUUCUCUGUUGACCUCGAAAACAGACAUAAGAUUUAAUAACACGCGUAAGCUAAGUUUGCCGGUAUACGAGUAAGUGAGAACUGAGAAUUAACAGUAAUGAUACAAAUUGUCCGACAUUGUAAUAACAACUGACUCACCCCCCCCCCCCCCCUUAGUUUCUUAUAGAUUCUCACUCUUCUGUUAACAUAACUGAUCGUUACUAAUUUCAAACCGGCAAACUUAGAUUGCGCGAUAUAUAAGUUACGUUAAGGCUUAAAGAGGCGUCGUACUAAAUUAAUUAAAGGUAUACACCGUAUGUCGAAUACUGUUUAAACAAUAUUUAAUUUAAGUAACCAAACCGCGGUUAAAUUUAAUACAAAAAGAAACUAAGUUAUACAAUUGUUAAGUUAGCGAUAAUAUAAUUAUAUUAUAGAAUAAAAAUACAUUUAUAUUACGUUUGUAUGGAAAUUAUACAAAAAAAAAAAUGUACUCGUGUGUGUGUUUUAUACGAUUUUAUUGAAAUAAAAGACAAACGUCAGCCAAAAAUAUUUUAUUUAAGCGUAUUUAUAAUCUUUAUAUUAUCAAUGCUGAUAUAUUAUUACUCUUUAAAUCUAAUAAUUAUUUGUAUGGCUUUCCACGCAAUACACGCUAAGGUUGUGAAUAAUUCAGGAAAUUCAUAACAGUCUCGUGGCGUAGUGUAGACUACACGAGAAGGCCGUUUCGAUUUUGAUGAAUUAAAUCAAUAUGUUAGUAUACACUCGUGGGCCGAGUUAAGACUCGAUCGUCAAUGAAUUUGUACUUAUUUUAUACAUCUUUUAAAAUUAAAAAUCAUGAAUUCGUUAUAUAAAAAUACCACUUUCUUUCAUAAUUCCAAAUUCGAAA